AUGCCAGCUGAACCAGAGACAGCGGGAAAGGGUGAUCAGAAUGAUGGACAAAGUUCUCAGUCUGUAGAAGCAGCAACUGAACAGGUGGCACGAUUGGCGGUAGCAGCUUUUGACGACGAAGAAGAAGAGGAGGAGGAUAAUCUAGCUAAUCUUCCGAAAAACGUGCUGUUGCGUGUGGACGCAUUGCGCAAACUGCAGGAGGCUCAGGCGGAAGUAGAGGAGGAAUUUGAAAAGGAACGAAAGGCUCUGGAACUCAAGUAUGAAAAGCUGUAUCAACCCUUCUACCAACAGCGUGCUGAGAUUGUGUCUGGUGCCAAAGAAGUGGAGGCUGUCACGGCUGCAGCUGCUGAGCUUGAGCAGGUUGAGGACGAGGAGAAUGUGAAGGGAGUGCCUGGAUUUUGGCUUCGUGCCUUCAUGAAUCACUCAGCACUGGCUGAGCUCAUCCAGGAGCGCGACCUGCCCACGUUUGAGUACCUUAUGGAUGUACGCUCAGUCAGCCACGAGGAGAACAACGGCUUCAAGCUCACGUUUGAAUUUGCAGAGAAUCCCUUUUUUUCCAACAAAACGCUGAUCAAGGAGUACGAUGUUGGUGAUGUCUCAGAGCUGGGUGAGGCUGUGCUGCGCAAUAUAAAAGGUACCGUCAUUGAGUGGAAGGAGGGAAAGAAUUUGUGCGAGGUUACCAAGAAGGUCAAGCAACGCGCAAAAGGUGGCAAGGGGGCGUCACGUGUGGUAAGCCGCACUGAGCCCUGCGAAAGCUUUUUCCAGUUUUUCACCCCGGUUGAGAUGCCGUCGGAGGAGGACGACGAAGAUAGCGAAAUGAUUAUACGGCAAAUGAGCGGUGACUUUGAGAUUGGCUUUACAAUUCACGAAUCUAUUAUCCCACAGGCCCUACUUUGGUUUACUGGUGAAGCCGUGGAGGAUGACGACUCGGACUAUUACCCAGAGGAAGACGAGGACUAUGAAGAGGAGUCGCUGUCUGGCGACGAAGCUCCAAAACCUCGUCGGGGAAAGAAAAAGUUUCCUGCUUUGGAGAGCGGUGCUAACUCGACAGAAAAGCCGCCGGAGUGCAAUAAUCAGUGA
Messenger RNA from Peronospora belbahrii, 1080 nucleotides. The record is from the annotation of a GenBank genome assembly. Lineage: Eukaryota; Oomycota; Peronosporomycetes; Peronosporales; Peronosporaceae.